Molecule: messenger RNA, 756 nt
Organism: Gastrolobium bilobum
Lineage: Eukaryota; Viridiplantae; Streptophyta; Magnoliopsida; Fabales; Fabaceae
Exons: 2
Coding region: 131-469 (112 amino acids)
Molecular function (GO): phenylpyruvate tautomerase activity
Source: RefSeq, a predicted model, not a curated record
AACUUGUGUCUGGUGGAAACAGUGAAAUCCAGCUUUACAUUCCUUUAUACAUGUAUAUAUAUACACACAAGAUGGGAUUGCAAUAAAUGGGAACUUGAAAAGGAAGAGUCACAAGAAAAAGAGGAAGAAGAUGCCUUGCCUUUACAUCUCCACCAAUAUUAACUUAGAUGGAGUUGACACAGAUCCCAUCUUUUCUGAAGCCACCACAGCUAUCUCCACAAUCAUCGGAAAACCUGAAAAGUUUGUGAUGGUCAUAUUGAAGGGGUCAGUGAAAAUAUCGUUUGAAGGUAACAAAGAACCAGCUGCAUAUGCUGAGAUAGUUUCAAUGGGUGGCAUAAAUAGAGAAGUGAAGAGGAAGCUAAUAUAUACCAUUGGCACCAUAUUGCAGUCCAAGCUCUCUAUACCAAGAACACGAUUUUUUCUCAAAGUCUUUGACACAACAGUAUUUCGUAAUAACUCCAAAAUGUAAUGCUUGAUCUGAUUCUGACAAUAUUGUUCCCAAAUCAGUAAUCAAUGAGUUUUAACGUGUAUUACAAAAUAUAUAUAUAUAUAUAUAUAUAUAUAUAUAUAUAUAUAUAUAUAUAUAGGGUUAGGAUCAUUUUACACCCGUGUAAGUUACACUCUUAAUCUUGUCCACUGAUCCCAUUUAUAUCUAAGGGCUCAAAUUUUUUAGUAAUGUGAGUCAUUGGAUACAAGUGGAUCAAUGGUCAAGAUUGAGUGUAAGACUUCUAACUCUUACACCAGUGUAAGAAUAUC